Messenger RNA from Salpingoeca rosetta, 2248 nucleotides. RefSeq names its product ectonucleoside triphosphate diphosphohydrolase 5. The record is from RefSeq and is a predicted model, not a curated record. The transcript has 7 exons. Gene Ontology annotation, biological process: nucleoside diphosphate catabolic process. Bases 208 to 1779 code for a protein of 523 amino acids. NCBI's taxonomy places the organism in Eukaryota, Choanoflagellata, Craspedida, Salpingoecidae. Gene Ontology annotation, cellular component: membrane. Gene Ontology annotation, molecular function: nucleoside diphosphate phosphatase activity.
CCACAACCGAACGCGUGUGUGAGGGGAAAGGCGGGUGUGGCGUGGUUGUUCAUUCAAGAAGCAACCAAGCAGAGCGUUCGUCAGUGUGUUCAACCUCCAUCGCCGCUUGUCGUCAGCCACAGCCACGACCGCGUCACCGCGGGCUGCUCGUCCUCCUGCUGCCUCUCCUUCUUGUCCUUGUUGCUGCUUGUGGUGCCAUCGCUUUGUAUGAAGGCAUCCCGCAUCGUGUCCACGUCUCAGUGCCAGAGCCCUGACGUCGACCUCGCCCAAGCCCAUUCCCACGUUGCCCCUAUCAAGAGCAACGCAAAGCGCUCCGCCACGGCAUCUGCUCCAGCACAGUCCACAACAACGGCCAUCACAAGCCCCAGGCGCAGGAUUUCUGCGACUGCAACCGCAACUUCUGCUGUUCCCCGCGCAUCCACAGACACCGACACCAUGCCGCCCUCCAAGUUUCAAAAGUACAACAUCGCCGGCUCUUCAAAGUCGAUCUUCCCGCUGCGCAUUCUCGGCGCGAUUGUGCUGAUUGUGCUGCUGGUGUAUCUUCUUGAAGAGUCGCGCUUCACCGCCCCCUCGGACUACUACGGCAUCAUGAUGGACGCCGGCAGCACAGGAUCGCGCAUCCACGUGUUCCAUUUCGAGUCAAACGACCCCAGCUCCGGACACAUGGUCCUCAAGUCCGAGGUCUUCCACGCCCUCAAGCCGGGCCUGAGCAGUUUCGCAGACGACCCGCGUGCGGGCGCGCAGUCGCUGGUGCCGCUGCUGGAGCUCGCCAUGUCCACUGUCCCCGAGCAGGCACGCGCCAUCACGCCCAUCAACCUCAAGGCAACGGCGGGCCUGCGCCUCCUGCGCCCGGAACAGUCCAAGGCGCUACUGAUGGAGGUGGAGACGCUGCUGCAGUCAUAUCCAUUCCUGUACGACCCGGAGGACGCGGUGGAGAUUAUGAGCGGCCUGGACGAGGGCAUGUUCGCGUGGGUGACAGUCAACUACCUGCUGGAGAGCAUUGCGCUCGAUGCCCAGCACACGUGCGUCGUCCUCGACCUCGGCGGCGGAUCAACACAGAUUGCGCUUGCGUCGCCCGAGGCCUCGCCCGAGCUGCGCAAGUCCACGACAAUGGGGGCGGAGCACCACAUGUUCCUGUACUCGCAUCUCGGCUACGGCCUCAUGGCGGGACGCGGACAGAUGUUCGGGUUUGAGUUCAAGGAAGGCGACACGCACGUCACGGGCACAUCAACCAUCCAGUCGCCGUGCAUCCCCCACGACGAGACGCUCGUGUACACGUACAACGACCGCAAAUACCGCGUGACCGGUGCCACCUCCGUGUCAGCCGGCGACUGCAUGCAGCGGGCGCGCCACGUCAUUGCGGAUCCAAACGGAUCAUUUGUCCGCGCGCCGCAGCAGCCGCCAAUUUCAAAACACCAGCCCAUCUUUGCCAUGUCGUACUACUUUGAUCGCGCACAGGACGUUGGCAUCUUGGGCCCCGAUGCUGAGCAGGGCUCGCUGUCCAUCCAGCACUACAAGGACGUUGCCGAGCGCGUGUGCGGCAUGUCCACGUCGGAACUCCGGUCCACCUUCCCCAACGUCAGCAGCGAAGACGCCCCCUACCUGUGCACGGACCUGUGCUUCAUCAGCGCGCUGCUUGAGCACGGCUUUGGCAUCCACGACGAGCAGCGCAUCAUCCUUGCGCGCAAGCUGUUCUACAACGGCGCGGCAAUUGAGACGCAGUGGCCGCUCGGCGCCGGCCUGGAGGAGCUGUUUGAAGAACUCGAGAAGCUCAGGUGAUGGCACGGGAUGGGAUGUGUCGAGGUUGGUGCUCGUGUUGUGUGGUGUCAGUGUUGAUGGUGUUUGUAGUGGGCGAAUGGGUUGAUGUGUCGAGUGGGAUCGCUUACGGCCUGGUGUUGGGUCACCCGUGUGGAGAAUUGGGGAUUUUAGGCAGACGUCCCGUGCUGAUAUUGUGAACGUGUGACAACGCUUUGAGCGCGUGCAAUUGUGUGUGUGUGUUGUGUCUCUGUGUGAGUGUGUGUGUGUGUGCGUUUUCUUUUCCUUGAAUUUUCAACGGCUGGCUGUGGUUGGUUGCUGUGCCAGUUCAUGUUCCCCCUUCCGUUCCCCCCUCCCCCCAAACUACAACGCCACGUCGCUGGGUUGGCUGCUCCCACCAUGUUGUUCUUCUUCUUUCUUCUUUCUUCUUCUUUUUACAUCAUGCUGAUGACCAAGCGUGAGCGAACGUAUAAAUCAAAACCAACGACCGAAA